This is a messenger RNA of Chenopodium quinoa (quinoa), 765 nucleotides long. RefSeq lists its product as uncharacterized. Lineage: Eukaryota; Viridiplantae; Streptophyta; Magnoliopsida; Caryophyllales; Amaranthaceae. The record is from RefSeq and is a predicted model, not a curated record. The coding region runs from base 178 to 507 and encodes 109 amino acids. The transcript has 2 exons.
AAAAUAAUUGUUACUCUUUACUCCACUAAUUUUUUUUACUUAAUAUUUUUUGUGUGGUGGUAAGAAAUUUGUACGGAGUACUAGGGAGUAUAAAUUAGAAUGCCAAGAAGCGUAUGAGCAAGCAAAUCUCACUUCUAAAUCAAGCAUAAUCGCAUUUUCUUUCAAAAAAUAUUCAAUAUGUUGGGUUACUCCAAAUUUGCUGUCUUUGCAUUUCUCAUGCUUACUGCAUCAGCUGUGAUAGAUGCGAAGUUUCAACCAAUUAUUCGAUCAACUACUUCCACCCCAAAAAUUAUGAGUCAAGAGCUCUUGGAGGCCGAAGUGAAAGCAUUGGCAUCACUUAGAGAAGCUGAACAAGCUAUUGCUUUAAACUUGAAGCAAAAGUUACACGAAAACAGGCUUGGUUGUUCCCCAUCAGGAAGUAUAUGCUCCGGUGGCGGACCUCCGGACCAAUGUUGCUCGGGUGCUUGUAUUCCUCAUCCUAUAAAGAGGAUAUUUUAUUGUGCAUAAAAGGUUUUUAAGGGAUUUAUCGUCCCUUACACCUUUGUUAUGAUCGUAGUGUACGACACUCUAUUAGCUAAAAUAAAUAAAUUUGACAAAGGUGGGAUGAGGAUUGAGGAAUUCAUGUAUGUCUACUUUUAUUUGUGUAUUAGCAAUUCUUGGGUUAAGAUGAAAUUAAAGCUUGGCUUCUAAUUUCUCUUAAUUCAAGAUUCUAUUAUGUAUUAUUAUCUAUAAUGAAUGGAGACAUCCUUCUUUACCCUUGUUAUA